This is a messenger RNA of Microstroma glucosiphilum, 454 nucleotides long. RefSeq lists its product as hypothetical. The transcript is spliced from 3 exons. Bases 36 to 308 code for a protein of 90 amino acids. The record is from RefSeq and is a predicted model, not a curated record. Lineage: Eukaryota; Fungi; Basidiomycota; Exobasidiomycetes; Microstromatales; Microstromataceae.
CAGCAAUGGAGAGCAUCUCGUCGGCAUUCUCAAACAUGAAGGGCGCAUCGCCACAGGAGAAGAAGGAGGCAAUCAAGCGGCAGGUGUCCAGUGAGAUUGCAAUGGCCAAUGCCCAGGAUCUCAUCACAAAGUCUACAGAGAAGUGCUACUUCAAGUGCGUCCCCAGCCCAUCCACAAGUCUUUCUUCAAAGGAAGAAGUGUGUCUGGAUCGGUGUCUGCAGCGAUACUUUGAAGCAUUCAACAUCGUUGCAUCUGCUUACACCAGGAGGGUGGCUGCAGAGAGGAAUGCAGGAGCUACAUUGCAAUAGAAGACAAGAAAAGAGGGUGGGGAGAGGCAUUCAGACGAUCAGAGACUAGAGGUCUGAACUACGACACAGGGUAAAUACACCACUUGCACGAGGUUGAUUGGAUCGCAUUGUGACAGUAGUAAGGAGCCAGGUAUGACAGUGAGCUC